AUGAGAGUCAUUUUGUUCUCACUGAGUGCCUUUGUGUUCUAUGCGAUCUUCUAUUUUUCACAGGUCAACGGACUCCAUGAGCUGAGCAUUAAAUCUGUGGCUUCCGGGAAGCUCCCGGGUCUCAAUGAGCCCCUGCGCACAGUGUAUACUGGGAUUGAGCCUGUUGAUCGUCUCCUGACCGUGCUUACUACGUUCUUUUAUCCCGUUCUCGAUGGACAGAGCUCCACACUGUUGCUUCACAGUAUUGGGUUCUCUGGCACCUUUGGCGCGGCAUGGACUCUGGUGGUCUUGGAAUCGUGGCGAAAGGGUAAUGCUGGUACCAUUGCGGCAUAUCCUGCAAUUUUCGGUCUUGCAGCUCAAGUUUUGACCUUCGCUUUCGCAACUCCUUUGAUCUGUGCCUUGCAGCUAGGAUGCUCAGUUACCGCGCGCCGCCCCCACGCUGAUAACAUUCGUGUUCCUCGUGUUGUGCUGGCCGUCAUUCCAGCUGUCUUCGUCAUCGGUUUCCUGGUCCCGACUAACUUGAUGAUUCUUCCCGCACCAGAAGUGAUCUCUGUGGACUGGAAGCAGAUUGCCAUCGCGGCCUGGCACCCUUGGCCUGCAUAUGUGUCCAUUCUGACAACAGCGGCGUACUAUGUCCUAGGCCCGUUCUUCACAAACAACCAUCGGGCGUCCAUGUCAGGCUUGCGAUGGGUCUACGCAUCGGCAUUUAUCCAUUCGGCAAUCAGCCACCUCGUCACACUGGUCAUCUCUGUUGCGACUGUUCUGGCUCCUACUCUGUUUGACACCCGCUUCGUGGAUGCGCUUCACCCAUCUAAGGUAUAUUCUUUCCCCGUUCCGUGGUCUGGGUUGAAGGUUGAUACGGUGGCCGAUGGCGUGCAUGUGUUCUUGCGUUGGGACUAUAUGAUCGGAUCGGCGGGCAUUCUGCUGUGGGCCUUGAAAUUGCAUACCGUUGCUCACAAGCAGAUUUUGAGCUCGGUCUCGUGGACAAGUCUUAUCUUCAAAGUCAGCUUGUUGACGGCUCUUGCAGGGCCCGCUGGUGCAGCAGCGGAAUUGAUGUGGGAGCGCGAUGAACUGGUCUUCAGUGAGACUGGCUCGCGGCAGCAGGUUACAAAGGUCAAGAAGUCUUCCUAG
Penicillium pulvis is the source of this 1131-nucleotide messenger RNA. RefSeq lists its product as uncharacterized. NCBI's taxonomy places the organism in Eukaryota, Fungi, Ascomycota, Eurotiomycetes, Eurotiales, Aspergillaceae. Bases 1 to 1131 code for a protein of 376 amino acids. The record is from RefSeq and is a predicted model, not a curated record. The transcript is spliced from 2 exons.